Messenger RNA from Lachancea sp. 'fantastica', 1659 nucleotides. Lineage: Eukaryota; Fungi; Ascomycota; Saccharomycetes; Saccharomycetales; Saccharomycetaceae. The record is from the annotation of a GenBank genome assembly.
AUGCAGCCCCCAGCGGUUCUGCCGACGUCAAUUGUGGUGCCAGACUUCAUACUUCGCACGUCGUCAUAUCUGUGGUAUUACUUCCAAAAUGUUGUACGUGCGAUCCCUGGAAGCCAUUAUGUAGUGGAUUACAUUAAACGGUCGCACCAACAUGACCCAUACCGGACCAUGGUAGAGAUUUUUUUGAUUAUUUAUGGGAUCGUGUAUUUUCUUCGGAAACCUCGGAAACAAGGCUUCCAGGCAGGUCCAAAACUUACCGACAAAGAGAUCAAUGCUUUGCUGGACGAAUGGCAGCCUGAACCAGUGACACAGAGUAGUUCCAAAGUUGAAUGGCGUACAGAAAAAAUUCCCGUGAUUUCGACAUCCAGCUCGAACAACUACAUUGACUUGACGCGUAAUGACGGUGCCGAACAAUACGAGAACGUUUUGAACUGCUGUUCAAACAAUUUUUUGCAAAUUUCUAGUGAGCCGGGCGUUUUGGAAGUCGCCAAAAACUCUAUCCACAAGUACGGCGUUGGAGCCUGCGGUCCCGCAGGUUUUUAUGGUAAUCUAGACGUGCAUACCCAUCUCGAAUAUGAUCUAGCCAGGUUCUUCAACACUGAAAACGCCGUGCUGUACGGUCAAGAUUUCUGUAUUGCCACCUCUGUCAUCCCUGCGUUCACUAAGCGUGGUGAUGUCAUUGUUGCAGACGACAGGUGUAGCGUUUCCAUUCAGAACGCUCUGCAGUUGAGUCGUUCCACUGUCUACUACUAUAAUCAUAACGAUAUGGAUGCUUUAGAGGAUUUGCUGCAGCAAUUGCAAGAGCGGGAGCUUCAAGACAAAUUGCCAGCUUUGCCAAGAAAAUUCAUCGUCACUGAGGGUCUUUUCCAUAAUUUAGGUGACAUCCCACCGCUACCUAAACUCGUGGAGCUGAAAAACAAGUAUAAGUUCAGACUUCUCGUAGACGAGACAUUCUCACUGGGCGUGUUGGGGUCCACUGGUCGUGGUAUCACCGAGCAUUUCAACCUCGAUCGUCAAAGCUCGGUUGAUAUCACCAUUGGGUCUUUGGCCACUGCCUUGGGUUCGUCAGGCGGGUUUGUGCUUGGCGACUCCGUGAUGUCUUUGCACCAGAGAAUUGGAUCACACGCUUACACUUUUUCCGCCUCGCUCCCAUCUUUCACGGUCACAGUUGGAUCUGAAGUUUUAAAACGUAUGGAAAAGGAUAACUCCACGGUUCAAAGGUUACGUCAAUUGUCGAACAAUAUGCAUCAAUAUUUCCGUGACGAUGAGAAGCUUAAAGAGAUUAUUGAGGUCACUUCAGAUAACGAUUCUAGUGUUUUGCAUUUGAGACUAUCGGAAGACCUACGGUUCAAAAAAUUUCAUUACACAGAAGAGUCAUUGUACAAGGAAAUCAGCGCCAUGCAUAGCAAAUACCUGACCGACAAACACAUUGACUAUUAUGAAGCGGAAGAAAAGUUACUUCAAGAGAUCGUUGACUAUGCAUUGAAAGAGUACAGCGUCUUGAUUAGCCGCAACACCUUCGUUCUCAAGCACGAGACCCUGCCAAUUGUUCCAAGCUUGAAAGUAUGCUGCUCUUCUAAGAUGAGCGAUCAAGAACUUUCCCGUGCUUGCGAAAGUAUCAAAAUGGCUAUUAUAAACGUUGUAAAUCAAGAUAGUUGA